Phytophthora infestans T30-4 is the source of this 1501-nucleotide messenger RNA. RefSeq names its product Poly(A) polymerase beta. The record is from RefSeq and is a predicted model, not a curated record. The coding region runs from base 470 to 1501 and encodes 343 amino acids. Gene Ontology annotation, molecular function: poly(A) RNA polymerase activity; RNA binding. Lineage: Eukaryota; Oomycota; Peronosporomycetes; Peronosporales; Peronosporaceae. Gene Ontology annotation, cellular component: nucleus. The transcript is spliced from 9 exons.
GUCAACUGCUGGGCCGUCGGACGACGACAAGCGCCUUAAUGAUGAGCUUCUGCAGACGCUGCGGUCCUGCGGACUGUACGAGAGCGAGGAGCAGCUAGCACGACGCGAGAGUGUCCUGCAAAGACUGCAUGAUAUAUUGCAAGAGUACGCGCUGCACGAGGGCUUGGCGCUGUUCAGCGAAAAGGAGGCGGCCACGAAGCUCUUACAGCCUCGCACCUUCGGCUCAUGCCGCCUCGGCGUGCAGAGCUGCGAGGCUGACAUCGAUACAUUAUGUGUAGCUCCAAGACAUUGCACGCGUGCAAGCUUCUUCGAGAAGGCUCCGAUCCUGCUGGAGGCGGCGUCCAGCGUCACGGGACUGCGUGUCAUCAGUGACGCUUUUGUGCCAGUGAUCAAGAUGCAAAUGGACGGGAUUCCAGUGGAUCUGCUGUUCGUGUCGCUGGAUAUGGACUCAGUUCCAGAAGAUCUCAACAUGCUGGACGAUCAGGUCUUGAGAGGAAUGGACGAGGCCUCAGUGCGGAGCUGCAAUGGCGUCCGCGUGACGGAGCGAAUCCUGCAGCUCGUGCCCAAUCAGGAGCGAUUCAGGACGACGCUGAUCGCUGUCAAGCAUUGGGCUCGGAUUCGAGGCAUCUACUCGAACGUAUUGGGCUUCCUCGGUGGCGUCAACUGGGCCAUCUUAGUGGCGCGUAUCUGCCAGUUCUAUCCAAAUUCGCUACCAGCGUCGCUACUCUCGCGUUUCUUCAGGAUAUACCAGAUGUGGACGUGGCCGAAUCCAAUCAUGCUCGACCGAGUGGACAACCCGCUCAAUCUGGGCUUCUCGGGAUGGAACCCCAAGAUCAACGUCCGCGACCGAUCGCACUUGAUGCCCAUCAUCACACCGGCAUAUCCAGCGUUGAACUCGUCGUACAAUGUGAUGGCUUCAACUCUUUGCGUUCUCAAGACUGAGUUUGACAGGGGGCUCGACCGAACUUUGGAGAUUGAGACCAAGAAAUUUUCAUGGGCGAAGCUGUUCGUGGCUCCAGCGUUCUUCCAAAGGUCAAAACACUUUCUUCGUGUCGAGAUAACAGCGAGAAGUGCUCAAGAUUUCGACGGAUGGUUCGGCUGGGUCGAGUCCAGACUGCGCCAUUUAUUCCUUCGACUGGAAGCGCUCUCGGACAUCCGCAUCCACCCGUUCGCUCGCUUCUUUGACUUCAUUGACACCAAAGACACAAGGCCAGAGAGCUCGUCCAAGUGCGAGGUUCAUACCUCGUGGCUGUUCAUCGGACUGAAGUUCCCUGCCCCCAAAGCAGCUCCAGUCACAGGCGCCACUCAUAGUGUGGACCUUACGAGCGUGAUCCGAGACUUUGCCACCUACACGGACCAGUGGGAAGGUCGUCACGGAGGGAUGGACAUGCAGAUUGAUCAUGUUACCCGCUCGCAGAUCCCCGAGUGGGUACUGGAGUCUGUGGCCAGUGGAGCAGACGAUAGCAAACACGUGAGGAAGCACAAAGGUACGUCACGCUGA